Messenger RNA from Dacryopinax primogenitus, 1141 nucleotides. RefSeq lists its product as uncharacterized. Gene Ontology annotation, cellular component: membrane; endoplasmic reticulum. The transcript is spliced from 10 exons. Lineage: Eukaryota; Fungi; Basidiomycota; Dacrymycetes; Dacrymycetales; Dacrymycetaceae. Gene Ontology annotation, biological process: membrane organization; endoplasmic reticulum tubular network organization. The coding region runs from base 50 to 847 and encodes 265 amino acids. The record is from RefSeq and is a predicted model, not a curated record.
UUUAAAAACACUUCAUCUUCAUCACAGCUCUGUUGUAUAAGAAUCAACCAUGCCCCCUCCUCCUCCUUCUCCUUGGCCACAUUAUGCUUGGGCAGCCGGCCACCUUCUCCUCCUAGUCUGUGCUAUCAAGUACUUGGUCUCCAUCUUCACAUUCAAAGCAGCGAGCAACGUCAUCUGGUAUAAGCUAAGCUACGCGGGUGCCUUGAUCAGUUAUGCGAUCGUUUGUUUCAAAGCAGUCGGAAUGCCCCAGGCUUCCCCUCAGUACGCUCAGCGCGCGUUGGCUGAUGAGAACGUACAAUACUUCCUCCUCUCACUGUACUGGUUCCUCACCCGCCCAAUCUUCCCGUCCCUAAUCCCUUUCGCCACUUUUUCUGCCUUCCACACACUCACGUUCGUACGGACGAAUAUCAUCCCCAAGAUCCUGCCUUCCAAGCCUCCUCCUCCGGCGCAGCCAGGCCAGCCAGCCCCGAGGGCAGAACAACAUCCGUACGCAAAGGCGAUCGGUACUUGGGUCAGGAACAACUAUGAAAGCGCGAUGCAGAUUGUGGCGUUUGCAGAACUCGUCAUCUUCGCCUACGUUUCUGUCGGAGCGCUCAUCCGGCGCAACUCCCUCCUCACUCCGGUUAUCUACGCCCACUUCCUUCGCCAGCGGUACAUGUUCUCCUCCUUCACCCGCCAAGCCGUCAACGCCUUCACCGCCGCGGCGGACGCCAGGAUCAACGCUCCCGGCUCGCCUCCCUGGCUCCAGCAGGGCUGGGUGGCUAUCAAGCUGGCUGGGGCAAGGUGGGCCGCUGCCAUCCCUGGGGGAACGCCAGCCGCACAGCCGCAGCAGGAGAGGAGGCGGUAAACGUUUCCCCUCCCAUGUGCAGAGACGAACCGUGACGAUCCCAAGGGGUUUGUGCAUAGUAGCCGGAGGAGUAGGGCAAAAAGUCUUGUUUGACCGACGUGGAUUUGGAAGUGUGUAGUGCGUGGAAGGACGUUUUACUGUGUGGGACGCUGUGGCCCGGACUGUGUGCAAGGGCUUGACAUGACCGCCUACAAUAUCUGCCCUAAUUGUCGUGUGCUGCCAAAUCGGAAUCUCUUCUCUUAGCUUGAGUAUAUUCAAUGUGCAUUGUCUACGAAUACAAUUGCCGUGAUGACC